Messenger RNA from Vidua macroura (Pin-tailed whydah), 5481 nucleotides. RefSeq lists its product as uncharacterized. The transcript is spliced from 41 exons. Lineage: Eukaryota; Metazoa; Chordata; Aves; Passeriformes; Viduidae. Gene Ontology annotation, biological process: regulation of cell population proliferation. The record is from RefSeq and is a predicted model, not a curated record. The coding region runs from base 1 to 5481 and encodes 1826 amino acids.
AUGACUAAGGCACAGUUGCUGCUCAUCCACCUCAAAACUCAAAGAAACCCUCCUGUAGAAUUUCAGCCACGAGUUGUAGAGCUGCAGUACUGCAAUAGCAAUGGCAAUUGGAAUGGCAAUUGGAAUGGCAAUUGGAAUGGCAACGGCAAUGGCAACUGGAAUGGCCAAUGGAAUGGCAAUUGGAAUGGCAACGGCAAUGGCAACUGGAAUGGCCAAUGGAAUGGCAUUGGCAAUGGCAACUGGAACAACAAUUGGAAUGGCAUCGGCAAUGGCAACUGGAACAACAACUGGAAUGGCAAUGGCAAUGACAACUGGAACAACAAUUGGAAUGGCAUUGGCAAUGACAUCUGGAACAACGAUUGGAAUGGGAAUGGCAACUGGAAGGGCAAUUGGAAUGGCAUUGGCAAUGGCAACUGGAAGAACAAUUGGAAUGGCAAUGGCAUCUGGAACAACAAUUGGAACGGCAAUGGCAAUUGGAACGGCAAUUGGAAUGGCACUGGUCAGUGGGAUAACAACCAUGAAAUCAUCACUGAUGGAGAUUCUCACAUCUCCAUCUCUGGUGGGGACUCUCAAAUCUCCAUCUCUGGUGUCUCACAGAGCAUAAGCAUCAAUAGCCAAACACAAAAGGCAAUUAUAGAGCAAAAGAGCAACCAUUUGUCCUGGAAAACCAUCUGGAACUACAACACGGGUGUCAUUGCAACAAAAGUGAUGCCAGAAAGAACGUGCUACAUUUCCACCAUGAACAGGAGUGAGAUGCCUACCUUUGCUGCACUUGUCAAAGUGGCUGCAGAGAGGAGGAACCUGUUCGGUUUUGGAAGACCUACCAAGAAGAUCACCUUUGUCACCAAUGGACUGGUCAACAACCUCCAGUCUUAUGGAUCAGAUGUCUUCUCUAUGUGCAGUGGAGUCACCACCUACAUGGCUUAUGAAGUUCAUGUACCCCAAUACAAUCAACAAUCAUGCAUUGCACUUAAUGUCUUGAGACUUGUGGAGCUGAAGUACUGCAGUGGUAAUGGACAGUCUCAGCAGACGGAUAACAACUGCCAGGUCUCUUUUGGUGCUGUUUUCCAAAAUCUGACUUUCAGUAGCCGAACACGUGUGGUGGUUAUUGAACAAAGGAGCGACCACUUCUCAUGGAAAACCAUCUGGAACUACAACACGGGUAUCAUUGCAACCAAAUUGGUGCAACAGAACACCUGCUACAUUUCUGUCAUGAACAGAAAUGAGAUGCCCAGCUUUGAAAAUCUGGUCCAACUGGCUUCACAGAACAGGAACCAGAUCGGUCUUGGAAGACCUACCAAGAAAAUCACCUUUGUCACCAAUGGAUUGGUCAACAACCUCAACUCCUACGGAACUGAAAUCACGGCUAUGUGCACUGGAGUCACCACCUACAUGGCUUAUGAAGUUCACACUUUGCAAGGACCUCAGGUGAAUCUGGAAUCAUGCAUUACCCUAGAUGCCCUGAGAAUUGUGGAGCUGAAGUACUGCAAUGGAAAUGGCAAUUGGAACGGCAAUAUGCCGUCUCAGCAGAUUCCCGGCGACAUCUUCAACAACACGCAAGGCAGCAUCUUCAACAACACGCAAGUCAUCAUUGGGGGCCAGUCCCAAGUUGUGACCAUCAACAGGCAAUGGCGUGUGGCAGUCAUUGAGCAACGAAGCUUCAGUGGGUCCUGGAAAACCAUCUGGAACUACAACACGGGCGUCAUUGCAACCAAAGUCACGCAACAGAACACCUGCUACAUUUCCAUCAUGAACAAAAAUGAGAUGCCCAGCUUCAAUAAUCUGGCCCGCCUGGCACAAGACAGCAGGAACCAGAUCGGCCUUGGAAGACCUACCAAGAAGAUCACCUUUGUCACCAAUGGACUGGUCAGCAACCUCCAGUCUUAUGGAUCAGAUGUCUUCUCUAUGUGCAGUGGAGUCACCACCUACAUGGCUUAUGAAGUUCAUGGACUCCAAGUCAAUCUGGGAUCAUGCAUUACCCUUGAUGUCCUGAGAGUCGUGGAUCUGAAGUACUGCACUGGCAAUGGCAAUGGACAAUCUCAGCAGAUUCCCGGCGACAUCUUCAACAACACGCAAGGCAGCAUCUUCAACAACACGCAAGUCAUCAUUGGGGGCCAGUCCCAAGUUGUGACCAUCAACAGGCAAUGGCGUGUGGCAGUCAUUGAGCAACGAAGCUUCAGUGGGUCCUGGAAAACCAUCUGGAACUACAACACGGGCGUCAUUGCAACCAAAGUCACGCAACAGAACACCUGCUACAUUUCCAUCAUGAACAAAAAUGAGAUGCCCAGCUUCAAUAAUCUGGCCCGCCUGGCACAAGACAGCAGGAACCAGAUCGGCCUUGGAAGACCUACCAAGAAGAUCACCUUUGUCACCAAUGGACUGGUCAGCAACCUCCAGUCUUAUGGAUCAGAUGUCUUCUCUAUGUGCAGUGGAGUCACCACCUACAUGGCUUAUGAAGUUCAUGGACUCCAAGUCAAUCUGGGAUCAUGCAUUACCCUUGAUGUCCUGAGAGUCGUGGAUCUGAAGUACUGCACUGGCAAUGGCAAUGGACAAUCUCAGCAGAUUCCCGGCGACAUCUUCAACAACACGCAAGGCAGCAUCUUCAACAACACGCAAGUCAUCAUUGGGGGCCAGUCCCAAGUUGUGACCAUCAACAGGCAAUGGCGUGUGGCAGUCAUUGAGCAACGAAGCUUCAGUGGGUCCUGGAAAACCAUCUGGAACUACAACACGGGCGUCAUUGCAACCAAAGUCACGCAACAGAACACCUGCUACAUUUCCAUCAUGAACAAAAAUGAGAUGCCCAGCUUCAAUAAUCUGGCCCGCCUGGCACAAGACAGCAGGAACCAGAUCGGCCUUGGAAGACCUACCAAGAAGAUCACCUUUGUCACCAAUGGACUGGUCAGCAACCUCCAGUCUUAUGGAUCAGAUGUCUUCUCUAUGUGCAGUGGAGUCACCACCUACAUGGCUUAUGAAGUUCAUGGACUCCAAGUCAAUCUGGGAUCAUGCAUUACCCUUGAUGUCCUGAGAGUCGUGGAUCUGAAGUACUGCACUGGCAAUGGCAAUGGACAAUCUCAGCAGAUUCCCGGCGACAUCUUCAACAACACGCAAGGCAGCAUCUUCAACAACACGCAAGUCAUCAUUGGGGGCCAGUCCCAAGUUGUGACCAUCAACAGGCAAUGGCGUGUGGCAGUCAUUGAGCAACGAAGCUUCAGUGGGUCCUGGAAAACCAUCUGGAACUACAACACGGGCGUCAUUGCAACCAAAGUCACGCAACAGAACACCUGCUACAUUUCCAUCAUGAACAAAAAUGAGAUGCCCAGCUUCAAUAAUCUGGCCCGCCUGGCACAAGACAGCAGGAACCAGAUCGGCCUUGGAAGACCUACCAAGAAGAUCACCUUUGUCACCAAUGGACUGGUCAGCAACCUCCAGUCUUAUGGAUCAGAUGUCUUCUCUAUGUGCAGUGGAGUCACCACCUACAUGGCUUAUGAAGUUCAUGGACUCCAAGUCAAUCUGGGAUCAUGCAUUACCCUUGAUGUCCUGAGAGUCGUGGAUCUGAAGUACUGCACUGGCAAUGGCAAUGGACAAUCUCAGCAGAUUCCCGGCGACAUCUUCAACAACACGCAAGGCAGCAUCUUCAACAACACGCAAGUCAUCAUUGGGGGCCAGUCCCAAGUUGUGACCAUCAACAGGCAAUGGCGUGUGGCAGUCAUUGAGCAACGAAGCUUCAGUGGGUCCUGGAAAACCAUCUGGAACUACAACACGGGCGUCAUUGCAACCAAAGUCACGCAACAGAACACCUGCUACAUUUCCAUCAUGAACAAAAAUGAGAUGCCCAGCUUCAAUAAUCUGGCCCGCCUGGCACAAGACAGCAGGAACCAGAUCGGCCUUGGAAGACCUACCAAGAAGAUCACCUUUGUCACCAAUGGACUGGUCAGCAACCUCCAGUCUUAUGGAUCAGAUGUCUUCUCUAUGUGCAGUGGAGUCACCACCUACAUGGCUUAUGAAGUUCAUGGACUCCAAGUCAAUCUGGGAUCAUGCAUUACCCUUGAUGUCCUGAGAGUCGUGGAUCUGAAGUACUGCACUGGCAAUGGCAAUGGACAAUCUCAGCAGAUUCCCGGCGACAUCUUCAACAACACGCAAGGCAGCAUCUUCAACAACACGCAAGUCAUCAUUGGGGGCCAGUCCCAAGUUGUGACCAUCAACAGGCAAUGGCGUGUGGCAGUCAUUGAGCAACGAAGCUUCAGUGGGUCCUGGAAAACCAUCUGGAACUACAACACGGGCGUCAUUGCAACCAAAGUCACGCAACAGAACACCUGCUACAUUUCCAUCAUGAACAAAAAUGAGAUGCCCAGCUUCAAUAAUCUGGCCCGCCUGGCACAAGACAGCAGGAACCAGAUCGGCCUUGGAAGACCUACCAAGAAGAUCACCUUUGUCACCAAUGGACUGGUCAGCAACCUCCAGUCUUAUGGAUCAGAUGUCUUCUCUAUGUGCAGUGGAGUCACCACCUACAUGGCUUAUGAAGUUCAUGGACUCCAAGUCAAUCUGGGAUCAUGCAUUACCCUUGAUGUCCUGAGAGUCGUGGAUCUGAAGUACUGCACUGGCAAUGGCAAUGGACAAUCUCAGCAGAUUCCCGGCGACAUCUUCAACAACACGCAAGGCAGCAUCUUCAACAACACGCAAGUCAUCAUUGGGGGCCAGUCCCAAGUUGUGACCAUCAACAGGCAAUGGCGUGUGGCAGUCAUUGAGCAACGAAGCUUCAGUGGGUCCUGGAAAACCAUCUGGAACUACAACACGGGCGUCAUUGCAACCAAAGUCACGCAACAGAACACCUGCUACAUUUCCAUCAUGAACAAAAAUGAGAUGCCCAGCUUCAAUAAUCUGGCCCGCCUGGCACAAGACAGCAGGAACCAGAUCGGCCUUGGAAGACCUACCAAGAAGAUCACCUUUGUCACCAAUGGACUGGUCAGCAACCUCCAGUCUUAUGGAUCAGAUGUCUUCUCUAUGUGCAGUGGAGUCACCACCUACAUGGCUUAUGAAGUUCAUGGACUCCAAGUCAAUCUGGGAUCAUGCAUUACCCUUGAUGUCCUGAGAGUCGUGGAUCUGAAGUACUGCACUGGCAAUGGCAAUGGACAAUCUCAGCAGAUUCCUGGUGGUGAGAGCAACACAGAAGUCAUCAUUGGGGGCCAGUCCCAAGUUGUGACCAUCAACAGGCAAUGGCGUGUGGCAGUCAUUGAGAAAAAGGCCGGCAUCGGAUCCUGGAAAACCAUCUGGAACUACAACACGGGUGUCAUUGCAACCAAAGUCACACAACAGAACACCUGCUACAUUUCCAUCGUGAACAAAAAGGAGAUGCCCAGCUUCAAUAAUCUGGCCCACCUGGCACAAGAGAGCAGGAAAGAAGAAGGAGGCUGCACCAUUCCUUUCCUCCUCUUCUCUUUCUCUGAGGAUGUUGAGCUCUGGAGCUUGCUGGACAAACCCUGA